AUGGGCAAUUCCGCCUCCAAUGCCAACAAUCCCCCGCGGAAUCCCCCCGCACAGACCAGUAUGCGCCAGACCUCCACAUCCCCUGGCCCAGGCAAUCCCCAUCCAUCCAUGCGCACCAAGAAACGAUCCCUAGAACUCCCAGAUCUUGCCUCUCUUUCACUGACACCUGCCAGCAACAACGGCUCAAACAGAGGUCGCCAGACAAAAUCAGCAUCGAUACCAAUCCCACCUGCUCCCCAGAACAACAACUAUCCGUUUAACCAUUAUAUCACAUCUCAGGAUGUCGAGACAGAGCAGCGCACCUCAGUGCAGCUCCCGAGCACUUCCGAUAUGCUCCAGCAGACCACUGGGUACGGUAAUUAUCGGGGGGGCCUGCAGCCACCAUCAACACACCAGCCCUUCCCGCCCCCACCAGCGCCUAGAGGGCGUACCGCAGGCUAUUACCAAAGCCAGAACGAAUCAAGACACAAUCAGAGCGCGCCUAGGGGUAGACAACAGGCAAUUCCAAACAAGCACCAUGAACAGAUCAUGCGCAUCCAGGAGUUGUACGAUAAGAGCCAACAAACACCAUCUGCUCCGCCUUCGUCCCCUGCAGGGCCAAGUAGUAUGCCGAGCAUAGGAUCAGGGUAUCCGAGGGAGGUUGUGAGGUCAUCCAUUCCUGUUUUGUUGGGCAAGGCAGCAAAAGCAGCCGCUGAGGUCGAACAGAGCGCCGCGUUGAGCCCACUGAAGGAAGAUUUAUUGGCAGACCCCGUUCCGGUCAAGAUCGUGUGGAUGGGAGGUGGGAGAGAAGUUGUACUGGCAAGAGCAGGUGAUGAUGAGUGGAAGGGACGACAACCUAUGGAACGAGACCCAAUCAAUCCUAAUGUCUUUACACUCACCGUACACCUGCGUCCAGGAACGCACCACGUACGUUUCCUCGUCGAUGGUCAAUGGCGCGUGGCGGACGAUCUUCCAUCCGCUGUUGACGACCAGGGCUCCCUAGCGAACUAUGUCGCCGUCCCGCUGACCUACGGACUACCUGGACAAACUCAACCCCCUGUGUUUACCACUGCACCAACGAACACCAUCCAGAUAACGAUGCCACCUCCCCAAUUUGCAUCCGUGCAACCCCCGAAAAAGGUCCAGCCUGGUCAAAGCUUUUGGUCGGCUGACUCAUCAGCAGAUGGCGAGGACGAGAGGCGGCCUUCGUCUUCCUCAGGUACUGCUGGCAACAAGGGACAAGCCGAUGCUGCGAAAAAUCCUGCUGCCGCGGCGGCGGCAGCAUACAUCCAAGCUCCGUGGACGGACGUCUUUCCACCGGAGCUUCUUGAAGCUGCGAGGGAGGAAGAGGCAUAUCUGGCAGCGUCCGCUGGACAGUAUGACGCGAGUGGGAACACCGCGCGCGUGUCUGGGUUUGUCCCUGCUCCGAAUAUUCCACCCGCACCUGGCUUGCCCAGACAUUUGGACAAACUGAUUUUGAAUUCGAGAGUUGGGGAGCAGAAGAGAAAUGGUGGUGACGGUAGUGUCAAUGGUAGCGCGCAUGGGCAUGGGCACCGUGGAGAUCGUGGGGACCAUGGACACAGAGAUGGUGGAGGAAGUGGUGUGGGGAGCGGUCAGGGUAGCGCUGCACGCAGGGAGAGGAGGGAACGGGAACGGGAGAGGGAAAGAGAGCGAGGAACAAGGAGUAGCAGACGAGGAACUGUGCCGCCGCCACCACCACCGUCGGAAGAUGGAGGAGACUACGAGCCACCUGCUAUCACUGUGCCGACGUCUACUCCUGCAUCGUCAACGGUACAGUUACCCAGUACUUCGUCUUCUUCCGUUCCGCCAGCUCCUGCGUCAGGAUCGGCAUCAGGGACGACAACGCCGUCGAAUGCGGCCCAGGCAUCUUCGACGGUCAACGCGUUGGCGAGCACAUCGGCAGGGACAAUUUCUGGCGCGUCGGCGGGAUCGGGUGGGGUGGAAUCGACGGGGACGACGACGGCUGCAACAUCUCCCCAGGCUUCAUUACCCGCAACACCGACAGGCCAGAUGUCUCCUAUGCAGACGCCACCAAAAGGCGUUGGGUGGGCUGCUGGUGGGGUGGCUGCUCUACCUCCCUCUGUACUAUUGGCUGGUUUCCCACAACCAGGCUUGCAAUCCUCGUCCGCUGCUCCCAUGCCAUCAUCAACGACACAAAGUCCCUCGCCACAGCCGCCGACACUAGAACGGGCAGCCGUGAGCGGUUCGCGGGCGAUUACGAUUGAUGAUGCAAACAUGCCAGCGCUGACGGACGAUAACAGCGUGCUGCCUGUGCCGAGUCAUGUUGUUCUACACCAUUUAUGUACGAGUGCGAUUAAGAACGGGGUAUUGGCCGUGGCGAACACGACGAGGUACCGGAAAAAGUACUUGACGACGAUAUACUAUAAACCAACUUAG
Psilocybe cubensis is the source of this 2397-nucleotide messenger RNA. RefSeq lists its product as uncharacterized. The record is from RefSeq and is a predicted model, not a curated record. Gene Ontology annotation, molecular function: protein kinase binding. Gene Ontology annotation, cellular component: nucleotide-activated protein kinase complex; nucleus; cytoplasm. The transcript is spliced from 3 exons. Gene Ontology annotation, biological process: signal transduction. Lineage: Eukaryota; Fungi; Basidiomycota; Agaricomycetes; Agaricales; Agrocybaceae. Bases 1 to 2397 code for a protein of 798 amino acids.